Camelus dromedarius (Arabian camel) is the source of this 660-nucleotide messenger RNA. RefSeq names its product chromosome 8 C10orf95 homolog (gene C8H10orf95). Lineage: Eukaryota; Metazoa; Chordata; Mammalia; Artiodactyla; Camelidae. The transcript has a single exon. The record is from RefSeq and is a predicted model, not a curated record. Bases 1 to 660 code for a protein of 219 amino acids.
AUGUACACAUACUGCUGCCUGGCUCCCGGGGAGGACGUCUGGCCUCUGCUGCAGCCCCUCACCUACACCUACCUGCCGGCCCCACUGCUGCUGCCCCCCAUCCAGGCCCACAACUUCUGCAGCCGGCCCCAGAAUCUGAGCGCCAGGAGGUGGGCGGCUCCGCAAGAAUACCACUGCUUCCACGGCGUCAGUGCGCCCCUGACGGUCGCGCCGCCCUUUUGGGCCUUUCCGCAGGCCUACUCCGCCGCCCUACAACCGCCGUUCCUCGCGCCCGGCUACAACCGGGCGUUGCGGCAGGAACCCGAGGCAGCAGGGCUGGUGGCUACCGAAGUCUGGGCACCGUGGCCAGAGGGAGGCACCCUGCAGGCUGAGCUGCGCUGGGGCCGCGUGGAGCGCACACUGGGCCCACGCCUCGAGUUGCCGGACUUCGUGCGCCAGGAGUUGCGGCGCGUGUACGGCACGUACCCGCGCACUGACGUGCGCGUCACCUACCGCGGCGGCGAGUUCCUGGUGCAGGGCGCGCCGCGCUUGCGUGAGCCCGAGUACCGCGUGGAGAGGCGCGUGCUGCGCCCGCCCGCCAGCAGAGGCAGCGGCGAGGAUAGUCCUGCGGCGGAAACGGCGGAGCGUGGCCGCCGAAAGAAGAGUAAAGGCCUGAGUUGA